Messenger RNA from Protomyces lactucae-debilis, 750 nucleotides. RefSeq names its product ubiquitin-conjugating enzyme/RWD-like protein. Gene Ontology annotation, biological process: protein K63-linked ubiquitination; DNA damage tolerance. The record is from RefSeq and is a predicted model, not a curated record. Gene Ontology annotation, cellular component: nucleus. NCBI's taxonomy places the organism in Eukaryota, Fungi, Ascomycota, Taphrinomycetes, Taphrinales, Protomycetaceae. The transcript has a single exon. The coding region runs from base 67 to 465 and encodes 132 amino acids.
GAUUCAACACCACCAGCUAGUAGCCUAGUACUUGCAGGCUUAAGGACCAGACAUCAGCGCACACCCAUGGCAACGGCAAAGAUCCCGAGGAACUUCAGGCUGCUGGAAGAGCUUGAGAAGGGCGAGAAGGGCGGAGACGGCGCCUGCUCCUACGGUCUUGCCGAUGAGGCAGACAUGAUGAUGUCAGAUUGGAACGGUACCAUCCUUGGACCAGCUCACAGUGUACAUGAGAAUCGCAUCUAUUCACUACGGAUCACCUGCGGGCCGCAGUACCCGGAUGUGCCACCGACUUUGCAAUUUCUGUCGCGCAUCAACCUUCCUUGUGUAGACCCAAGCAACGGCAAGGUGCUGGUGUCGCGUCUAGGAUGUCUCGCAAAUUGGAACCGCAAGUACACCAUGGAAACCAUUCUUCAAGAAUUGAGAAAGUGUGUCGCUGCCUCUCGUUGUCGUAAGCUAACCCAAUAGGGAUAUGGCCAGUCCAAACAACAAGAAGCUACCCCAACCGCAAGAGGGCUCUCAGUUCUGAUUGUCGCUCUCCAUGGCGCUUGUCCAGAAGUUGGCUUCGUACUCUGUCACUCGUCUGAAGAUUUCGACGAGCUCCUCAACCUUGCUAGGGGAACAUUGCAUCGCGUGUCUUUCACUUAGUGCUUCUCGUUAGCUUACUCAUGUCGCAACGUCCGCUCAAAUGUUACCUCUUCCUGUUUUCACUGCUUGAGUGUAGUCAUCGGCUGCAUAAUUCUGAAUCCAUGC